This is a messenger RNA of Cuscuta europaea, 3946 nucleotides long. NCBI's taxonomy places the organism in Eukaryota, Viridiplantae, Streptophyta, Magnoliopsida, Solanales, Convolvulaceae. The record is from the annotation of a GenBank genome assembly.
AAAGAAAGAACGCGGAAGACUGGAAGAGGUCUGGGCUGCGCUGAACAGAACUACAAAAGUCCUGAAGAAGGAAGCGCCGCCCAACGGAACCCGCGAACCGCCAGCCCCCACGGCGUUGCCGCGCCAGAGCGCCCCGCCUCCAGUACCGCUCGUCCGUGCUACUCCGCGUCUCCACUGUCUCCGCAGUCCGCCGAACUUCAUCCAUCUCAGCAGAUUCGCCGGAUUUGCCAAUUUCAGCUAUACAGCCCUUCAAUGGUCCAACAUGCUUGGCACUUGGAAGCUAAUCCGCAGAAAAGAUCUCGGGGUGAAAUAAUAGUUCACAAUUUAGCAUUCACAAUGUUUUCCGAGAUUGAUGUUUCUUGAGGUGAUGAACAAUAUUAGGCUGCAUCGUUUUAACUUUGUGAAUCCAGCUGCAAGAAACUCGCAGAAAUCUGAUUUUGCUUAUAAAUACCGAACCUUAGGCUGUUUAUCAAACACUGGCUCCCUAGAUGAGGACAAAGUGCAUAAUAAGAAGGAUGAAAAUGCGUGGAAUGCAAUGAUUUCGUCCUAUGCAGAAGCAGGGAGGCUUACUGAAGCAAGACAUCUCUUUCAGGAAGCUCCAAAGAAGUCUGUCAUCACUUGGUCGACACUAAUUUCUGGGUACUCUAAACACGGGUUUGAAAGUGAAUGCUUUGAGCUGUUUUGGGCGAUGCAGAAAGAUGGUAAGAGGCCAAGGUGUUUCACGCUUGGCAGCAUUCUAAGGAUUUGCUCUCAGAAGUGUUUGCUUUCUAGAGGUGAACAGAUUCAUGCAUAUUCAAUAAAGACUUGGUUUGAUCAAGACGUCUUUGUUGGUACAGGUCUUGUAGAUAUGUAUGUAAAGUGUAUGUGUGUUAAGGAAGCCGAAUUUGUAUUUAGCAUGAUCUCAAGUGGGAAAAAUCAUGUUACUUGGACUGCAAUGGUUAAUGGGUAUUCUCAGAAUGGCAAUCCUUCAAAAGCUAUUCAGUGCUUUUGGGGAAUGAGAGAAGAAAAUAUUAAUGCCAACCAGUAUACCUUCCCUGGCGUUCUCUCUUCUUGUUCUGCACUAUGCGACUUAAGAUCAGGGGUUCAAGUUCAUGCCUGUGUUCUUCAUGGCGGUUUUGGUUCAAAUUUGUUUGUACAGAGUGCAUUGGUGGAUAUGUAUGCAAAAUGUGGAGAUUUAUCCAGUGCAAGAAAAGAGUUGGAGUCCAUGGAAGUUGAUAACGCUGUUUCUUGGAAUGCCAUGAUACUGGGGUGCGUUAAACACAGAUUUCCUCACAUUGCAUUGUCAUUGUUUAAGGAUAUGCUUUCUAGACACAUGGAUAUAGAUAAUUUCACAUACCCUUCCGUUCUCAACUCUCUUGCUACCACAAAGGAUGUGAGAAAUGGAAAGUGUGUCCACUCUUUAAUCAUCAAGAGCGGUUAUGACAGUUACAGGCUUGUUUCUAACGCUGUUGUAGACAUGUACGCGAAACAAGAAGAGCUAAUUUAUGCAAAGGAAGUGUUUAAGGGAAUAAUGGACAAAGAUGUGGUUUCAUGGACAUCUCUAGUAACUGGAUAUGCUCACAACGGCAUGCAUGAAGAAUCUCUAAUGCUGUUUCGUGAGAUGAUGUCUGCUGAUGUCACUCCAGAUGUGAUCAUCUUCGCCAGCAUUUUGAGUUCGUGUGCAGAAAUUGCUGUUUUUAAUUUAGGAAAGCAAAUCCAUGCGAAUUAUAUUAAAUCUGGUCUCAAUAUGUCUGAAUCGGUUGACAAUUCUCUUGUGACCAUGUACGCGAAUUGUGGGUCCCUAGAAGAUGCUGACCGCAUUUUUUACUCCAUGCGUUCCCGUAGUGUGAUUACAUGGACUGCCAGAAUAAUCGGUUAUGCCCAAAAUGGAAAAGGGCAAGACUCGGUAAGAUUCUAUGACAGUAUGAUAGGAGAAGGGGUAAAGCCAGACUUCAUUGCCUUCAUAGGUUUGCUCUUUGCUUGUAGUCGUGCUGGUCUUGUUGAGCGUGGAAGGUCAUAUUUUGAAUCCAUGGAGAACAUUUACGGGAUAAAGCCAGGCCCCAGCCACUACGCAUGCAUGAUAGACCUUCUAGGGCGGUCGGGGAAGAUGCAAGAGGCUAUGGAGUUGCUUACCACGGGAAAAGAUUUGGAAUUGGACGCGACUGUGUGGAAGGCAUUGCUAUCUGCAUGUGGGGUUCAUGGAAACAUCCAGGUAGCAGAGAAAGCUGCAACCAUGCUGUUCAAACUGGAACCACUAGAUGCUGCCCCUUACGUAAUGAUGUCAAACAUAUAUUCAGCAGCUGGACAAUGGGGAGAUUCUUCAAGAAUCAGAAGAUUGAUGAUGGCGAGCGGGGCCCGCAAGGAACGUAGCUAUAGCUGGAUCGAGAAGAAUGGCGUGGUGCAUAAGUUCUUAUCAGGGGACAGAACUCAUCCGAAAACUGAUGAAAUUUUCUUAAAGGUGAAUGAUGUUCUGAGUUUGAUUAAGGAGGCUGGUUAUGUUCCUGACAUGAAAUGUUCUCUUCAUGACAUCAAUGAAGAGAGUAGGCAGCAGAACCUAGCUUACCAUAGUGAGAAGUUGGCUGUCGCGUUUGGGCUUCUUUAUUUGCCGAAAGGAGCAGCGAUUAGGGUAUACAAGAACCUAAGGGUUUGUGGGGAUUGCCAUACUGCAAUGAAGUUUAUUUCCAAGGUGUUCCAACGCCAUAUCGUUCUCCGAGACUCCAAUUAUUUUCAUCAUUUUAGAUUAGGUACGUGUUCUUGUAGAGAUUAUUGGUAGGCUAUAACAAGUUGUUAUAGUGUCUAAAUACACCUAGAAAAGAAGAAAAAUGCAAUGUUGUAUCAUUCUCUUUGAGUUUGGCAAACACCUUGAGUAAUGGAGAGCCCGAAAUUGCUCAAAAUGUUGAUAAAUCAACUAGCUUGGCCCGCAAAGUGUUCCGUCUUUUCAAGUUCAUCAAUGAUCUGCAUGCCCUUAUCAGUCCAAGUGCUCUGGGAAACCCACUUUCUCUAGUCUUGUUGGGAAAGUUUCAGUCGAAGAAUGCAUUGGUAUCCACUUUCUUGUUCUUGGAUCAAAUUGUAUGGCUUGGCAGGACAGGCAUAUACAAGAAUAAAGAGCGUGCCGAGUUACUUGGUAGGAUCUCCCUGUUUUGUUGGAUGGGUUCAUCAGUCUGCACCACUUUGGUUGAGUACUGCCCAGAUUGGGGAGCUUGGAAGGCUUUCAGCAUCAAUGAAGAGGUUGGAGGCUGAGCUUAAAAAUACUAACCGAUACCAGAUAAUUUUUAUAAUAACUUCGGCUAGUGAUGGAACGGUGGUUGUGGGCAUUUCUCCAGAGGUGAUAGCGGAGGAUACGGAUGUAAAAGAGGAGCUUGACCAUGUUGAGUAACGUGUAAGAUCUAUGUGGAGGUGUUGGGAUCGGUCAGAUGGAAGACCGGUUCAACCCUUGAGAAAGGUUUCUCCAAUAUUGUGUGCACCAUGGAGGUAACUAGGUAAGGAACAACUGUGCGAAGAAAGGAGAUAUAGUUUUUCCAUAACUACACUGGACAUCGAGGAAGGGUUAAGCCGCUUUAGCGAGUAGGGAUGGACACAAAAAAUCGUAACCGACUAAUCAAAUAAAAAAACCAAAAAAUUGAUAUAUUUUUCAAUUAAUCGCACCGGAUUUUUUAAAACUCAUUAUACGGGUAAUCAACCGCAAAGAAAAAAUGGUAUAUGGUACGGUUAUGAUUUAAAUAAAUACUAGUACAUAUUUUGUAAUAUGAGACUUGUUCCCCUGCUGUUGCGGGGAAAUUAUGUGGUUAGGGAUGUUGCGAUUGUGUUUGGUUUGGUAGCUAUGGGUUGUGGCUGCUUAUUUCAAUAACUGGCAUGUUUUGACCUCUAUAUUUGUUUGCCCAAAUAAGCAUGUUCUGGGCACUAUAUGUUCUUGGCCAUGAUUGGUAUGAAUUUAAUAAAGGUGGUUAUUUUUGCAUUUUAUAUGUCA